GCAAGAACUCACUGACGAAUUUAAUGCCCAAUGUCCAGCAGGGGUGCUAAGGUCGAUGAUAUCACUUCAAAAGUGGUACAACAACAAAAAAAAAAGAGACAAGGAAAACUGUGGCGGAAAAUCGAAUGGUUUUUCGAAAAACAGGAGGCGGUCCUUCGGAAACGCAGGAUGGUGGCCCAGAAUUAGAGUUAACUUUAGCGGCAAUGGAUUCCACGACGGUGUAUGGAUUACCAACAAAUUUUGGAGGAGACACCAUUGGAGAAUCGGAACUUUUGCCAGAUGAUGAGGAAGAUGAAGAUGAAUAUGAAUUCAGCGAGGAGGUAAACCCAGAAGAUUUUGCGAAACCACCAACUUCAAGGGCAAUACCAUCUUUUAUCUCAAAAUCAGUACCACUACCAGUAACAUCAAGAAGAAUGAAAUCGUUAGAUGCCGGCCAAGUUACUAUAUCAACUGAUGCAGGCAAUUUUGCGUCAACGCCAAUCAAACGAAAAUUGGAUUCUUGUCCGGUUCAAAAUCCGAAUGUUCUCGAAAAACUCGACUGGGGCGAUUAUAAAACUGGCCAUUUAAAAACACCCAGAUCUCAACAACUGCAUACAAUUUCUUCGAGGAGGAGGCCUACACUACAGGCAUUGCAUUCUAGCCACAUAUCGAAAAUGUAUGAUGAGUUGGCCAAGAAAAAAUUGCAGUUAGCGGACGUGCAACUAGAAGAAAUGAAAAUUCAACUCGAAGAACGGAAAAAGGAGACGGAACGGAGGAAAACAGAAUUUGCCCUAAAGAAAGAAGCUAUGGAACUGGACAUAGCAAUAAAAAAAGAACAGUUAAAAAAACUAAAAUUUACUAAUAUAGAUUUAUGAUAAUAAAAUAUUUAAU
This is a messenger RNA of Zophobas morio, 870 nucleotides long. RefSeq lists its product as uncharacterized. The coding region runs from base 126 to 854 and encodes 242 amino acids. Lineage: Eukaryota; Metazoa; Arthropoda; Insecta; Coleoptera; Tenebrionidae. The transcript is spliced from 5 exons. The record is from RefSeq and is a predicted model, not a curated record.